Leptopilina heterotoma is the source of this 4303-nucleotide messenger RNA. RefSeq names its product soluble guanylate cyclase 88E (gene Gyc88E). Lineage: Eukaryota; Metazoa; Arthropoda; Insecta; Hymenoptera; Figitidae. The transcript has 14 exons. The record is from RefSeq and is a predicted model, not a curated record. Gene Ontology annotation, biological process: nitric oxide-cGMP-mediated signaling; cGMP biosynthetic process; response to oxygen levels. Gene Ontology annotation, molecular function: oxygen sensor activity; heme binding; guanylate cyclase activity. Gene Ontology annotation, cellular component: guanylate cyclase complex, soluble. Bases 1367 to 3811 code for a protein of 814 amino acids.
AAGAGGGAGAAUUAUCAAAAUGGACUGAAAUAGUAAUAAAAAAUUGGAGUUCUGAACAGACCCCCUCACAUCAUGUUAAAACGUAAUUCAACCAAUCAUCCAAUCGAUAUUUCCGGUCCCGAUGCACAAGUGGAAAAACUAUUCUCCGAAUUUUUAAACUACAAACAAGUAUUCAUACCCUCGAGUGAAGAAGAUUUCGGUAAUUUUGCCUGCAGUGUGGACAAACUAACAGGUUUUGCUUUCCUAAUCCAAAAAAACGAAAUUCAACUCUACAGUAUCACGGCAACAACAGUGAAAUUUAUCUGCAAGACAGAAAUUUAUGAAAACAAAAUUUUCGAUCUAGAUCCCUACGUUGCUAUCACACCUCUUCUAAAAACAAAAAAUUAUUCCAUCACAAUUGGCAAAAAUUUUUACUACUCAAUUCUCCUAGCACUCUCACUGACACUAAUCAGCAGAGUAAUUGUCAAAAUCUUUCACUUUGAUUCGUCGACAAAUUGGAACUGGACCAUAAUCAUCAGCAUUAUAUUCGGAGUGACAAUAAACCAACAACCUUGUGAACAAAAACAACGAAUUAUAUUCUUCUCCUUCUUGAUAGUAAACUUCUACUAUUCAUUCAACAUAUUUCUCUCGUUAACAAAUUUUAAUCUACGCCCCGAGGAACAAAGAAUUAUAAAUACAAUUAAUGACCUUAUAAAAAGUGAUCUUCAAUUCAGUUCAGAAGCCGGUAAGACAAAAACAAUGCUACAUGUAUGAUUAAUCAAAAUUCCUUUACGAAUUGGGUGAAAAACGGUCGUUUAACAACACCCGAAGAGUGCGUGGAAUUAUUAAUAAAAAAUAGGAACAUAAGCUGUAUUAUGAGAUUGUCACAAGCGAAAUGGUACGUCGAUUUUUAUAGGGAAAGAAAUUUAGUGCAGUUUGUCGAGGAAUUUAUCUACACUGUUGGUAUUGGCUAUUAUCUUGAACCUGGUUCUCCGUUCGUGGAGAAAUUUCAACAAGUACAUAGAGUACUGAUGGAAUUUGCAUUAUUGAAAGAGGGGAAAAUGAAAAUUUUGGCAAAUCCUACAGAGCACGAAGAGGAGAAAAAAAAUCACAAAAUGAUAAUAAUGAUCAUUGGAAAGUACUUUCGUUAAUGAUUGGAGUAUUAAUUUCCGGUUAUUCAGCAUCAAUAAUUUCGUUUCUUCUCGAAAUUACCAUUGGUAAACAUAAAUUUUCAACAAACAAACAUGGAGGACAUGGAAAUUGUGAAUGAUAAAACAAUAAACAAUAGGAGGGGACUGUCGAUGAUGUAUUUUUCUAUUGCGAAUGAAAAAUUUUUGGAUGAUUGACGAGUUCCACAUGAUGCUUAAAAAAAGAAAAAUAAUCAAUCAUGUACGGAUUAAUCCUGGAGAAUUUGUCCGAGUACAUCAGACAAGUGUACGGAGAAGAUCGAUGGGAGGAGAUCCGCCGACUGGCGGCGGUCGAACAACCAAGUUUUAGUGUUCACCAGGUUUAUCCUGAAAAUCUCAUUCCGAGAUUGGCCAAAAAGGCAAUUCAGGUUCUCGGAAUAACCGAAAAGGAAUUUUUCGACCAAAUGGGCGUACAUUUUGUCGGUUUUGUCAGUCAAUAUGGAUACGAUCGUGUUCUUUCGGUUCUGGGUAGGCAUGUGAGAGAUUUUUUGAAUGGCCUAGACAAUCUUCAUGAGUAUCUUAAGUUCUCCUAUCCCCGAAUGAGGGCGCCUUCUUUUAUUUGCGAAAACGAGACUCGACAAGGUUUAACUCUACAUUAUAGAAGCAAACGUCGUGGUUUUGUUUAUUACACAAUGGGACAAAUAAGAGAAGUUGCCCGUCAUUUUUAUCACAAGGAAUUGAAAAUUGAACUUGUACGUGAAGAGGUUUUAUUUGACACGGUUCACGUUACGUUUCAAUUGACCUUUGACAAUCGAGCUUUUACAUUAGCCUCUCUUGCCAUGACUCGCGAAGAAAAACACCUGCCAAUAGGAGCUUCUGUCUUAUUUGAGAUUUUUCCCUUUUGCAUAGUCUUUGGAUCGGACAUGGUUGUAAGGAGCAUCGGUAAUUCUUUAAUGGUUAUUCUACCCGACCUACUUGGCAAGAAAAUUACCCACUGGUUUGACUUGGUGAGACCACUAAUCGCCUUCAAGUUUCAAUCGAUUUUAAAUAGAACAAACAACAUUUUUGAAUUGGUCUCAGUUGAGCCUGUUUUGACUGAACGACCAUCUGACAGAAAAAAUAAUCACAUUAUGAUGAGUGACGAGCAUGAUUCGCAGGACGAUAAAACUCUUCGAUUGAAAGGUCAAAUGAUUUACAUGGACAAUUGGAAAAUGAUGAUGUAUCUAGGAACGCCUGUUAUGCCUGAUCUUAACGCUCUAAUAGCUACUGGACUUUACAUAAAUGAUCUCUCAAUGCACGACUUCAGCAGGGACCUAAUGUUAGCUGGAACUCAACAAUCAGUAGAACUAAAAUUAGCAUUGGAUCAGGAGCAAUUAAAAAGUAAAAAACUCGAGGAAUCAAUGAGAAAACUUGAUGAAGAAAUGCGACGAACUGACGAACUUCUGUAUCAAAUGAUACCGAAACAAGUGGCCGAUCGUUUGAGAAAUGGAGAAAGUCCCAUUGAUACUUGCGAGAUGUUUGACAGUGUCUCAAUUCUAUUCUCGGAUGUGGUUACUUUUACGGAAAUUUGCAGUCGACUAACACCAAUGGAAGUAGUGUCAAUGUUGAAUGGCAUGUACUCACUAUUUGACACUCUAACGGAACGAAAUCGCGUGUAUAAGGUUGAAACAAUCGGCGAUGCUUAUAUGGUGGUGUCAGGAGCUCCAGUGAAGGAGAAUGACCAUGCGGACCGAGUUUGUGACAUGGCUCUCGACAUGGUCGAAGCGAUAACUGACCUGAAAGAUCGUUCAACAGGUGAACAUCUACAGAUAAGAAUCGGUAUUCAUAGUGGAGCUGUUGUAGCCGGAAUAGUAGGUCUAAAAAUGCCUCGCUAUUGUCUUUUCGGCGACUCUGUAAACACGGCAUCAAGAAUGGAGGCAACUAGUGAGGCAAUGCAAAUACAUAUUUCUGAAUCAACUAAAGAACUUUUGUCGCCCUCGUACAAAGUCAAGAAACGGGGAGAAAUUCAAGUUAAAGGAAAAGGUACAAUGAAAACUUACUGGUUGGAGAAAAGGGAAUCACGAUCGGUUACAACGAAAGGAAUUUCAAUUCAGGAGCCACCACAAUGGCUCAGCAAGGCCUCGGAAAAGCGACUUUCCUCUGUCAGUAUUACAGAUAUUCAAAGAAAUUGCACAGAACCAUCGUCGAGAAGGGAAUCACGACUAUCGUCACCGGUUCCACAGGGAUCACCUAGCCUAAUCCCGGAGGAGAGGAGAAUUUAUUCACCCGUUACUUUUCAGGACGUUGCUCGACGCUCUGUCGCUAAUUCGCCUACAAAAAAUAACGAUAUGAGAGAGACGCGGUCCAAUUCGGUGGGAGCUGUUUCAAUUUCCUUUCGAAAUCCCACAGACGUUUUUGGAUCACUACUCAGCGAUACAGAGGAGCAUUUUAGAUUACAUAGAAAUAGUCUUUCGAUUCAUGGACAAUCGACGGGAGUACACGUGAAACCGGAAGUAAAAGUUAGUGCCGAUACGAGUUCAUCAUCGGAUGAUGCAACAUCAUCAGCAAAAAUAAUGGACGCAACAAGUAAUGAAUGUUCAACUGCUGCUGAAAGCGAUAUCAGUAAUUCACAACUUCUCGUUAAAGAGGGACAAUGUUGUCCAGGAUUUGCUAUGACAAAAAGUGGCAAAAUCCGUCAUCCAAAUAAUAAUUGUGUCAUUUCAUAAAUGAAAGCUUAGAUUUUAAUUAUUUAUGUGACAUUGAAUUGAAAUUUUCAUAUCAAAGGGAAAUUUCGGAAUUCGAAUUUAAACAAGAACUAUCCAUUUUUACAUUUCUUGAAGUCUCCUCAAAAAAUGAGUUCGUUUCUUUUAUUCUCAUAAUAACUAGUCAAUAAUUUUUAUAGUGUCAUCUACAAAAGAACGUAUCAUUGUUAUUUAAAUAUAAGUGUUUAGAAAAAAAAAAAUGCAACACUAUCGAGAUUGCAAUUUCACGAAAAAAUGAACAAUAAUAAUGAAAUCAAAUAAAAACUUACAGUAUAAAGAGACAAAUUCUAUUUUGAAUGCAAACAAAAUUAAUUUUAGUUCGAUACGGACAAUAAAAUAAAAACAAAAUAUUUACAGUUGGCGCCUGAAAAGUCUUAAAUAAUAGAAUUGAAAAUUUAGUUUUUAACAAAUGUCUCACUAUUCUAAUUAGUAAAAUAAUCUACUAUAUAUUCUUUA